Molecule: messenger RNA, 1179 nt
Organism: Vittaforma corneae ATCC 50505
Lineage: Eukaryota; Fungi; Microsporidia; Nosematidae
Exons: 1
Coding region: 1-1179 (392 amino acids)
Source: RefSeq, a predicted model, not a curated record
AUGAUAAGCUUAAAUCCUAUAGCGGCUAUCAGGAUGCUAAUCGGCAAUGUAUUUACGGAAAGGCUAAUAUUGCCAAGAUCUGGCACCUCUCUAUACACAGAGCGACCACCCAGCAUGCAUGAUGUGCCUCCAUCCCGUUCAUUCCAUGCAAAACAAAGUAAUCUAAAUGAGCAUCCAACACAAGUGGCACGCCCCAAUGGUAGAAUAAGAAAAGUUCGUAAAGCAGUAGUACCAAAUCCAAGAGAUGCACAAACACAUAAAGCUGAUGAUAGUAUGAACAUGCUACCAGUCUAUAAUAGUACGCGGAAAACAGACCCUCGCGAUACUGCUUUAGCAUUAUAUAAUGAUCCAAAUAAGCUCUGGUAUCAACCAGAUGCUACUCAAGAAAGUGCGCCAACGAUAAAAGACGGAACUGUUGAUCAACAAAAUACACUUAGUAAUCAAAGCAUUCACUUGCAGGAGGACAUGCUUAGCCUUCAAUGUUGUAGUGGACAUGAGAAUAUAUUGGCACCCCAAAAUAUGACCAUCCAUGAAUAUGAUGCUCCAGAAGCACAGAAGACAGAUGUUCCCGUGCAGCUACUUGGACAUGUGCUAGACUCAAGUAAUGGUAAUUAUUUUAUAAACCAAUCAAAUGAGCUUCACAACCCAGCUUGCCAGUCUAAUGGGCAUGCUCCCGAAACUAUAGAUGCUGAGCAACAUACGGCCAUUUAUGACACCACGAAUCAAUCUAAAAUGGACGGUUUUGGCAAGUUUACACAUGAAGUAAAAGAUGCCACCGAGGAUGUCUCCAGUACAAAUAGUAGAAACAGUACCUCUUUGUUCAAUGAAACGAUUAAUGUUCUUGGGUAUGAUGUCAAUAUGGUUCUUUUGGCUGUUUCUGUAACUACUAUUUUUGCACUAAGCUUAUACUUGAUGACAGUGUACAGAAAGACAGCUAUUAGAUCAACUGAAUUGCGCUUGAAAUCAAAGCAUUUUGGAUCCUACCAAGUAUUUCGCUAUGUUUCUUCUAAAAUUGCAAGUGUUUUCAGUCCAUUUAUAAACAUGAUCAGAAACGUCUAUCUCAUGAUUUAUAUGAAAGUCUCAUCAUUGUUCACAUCCAAGAAUAUAGAGAUUGUGUACCGUAAGGGAUUGCGUAGAGGAACCAAGUAUGAUUAUGAAUUUCAAGUAGGAAACAGUUAA